CAUGACACAGGACAUGUUACAGGACAUGACACAGGACAUGAUACAGGACAUGACACAGGACAUGAUACAGGACAUGAUAGGACAUGAUACAGGACAUGAUAGGACAUGAUACAGGACAUGAUACAGGACAUGAUACAGAACAUGAUACAGCACAUGACACAGGACAUGAUACAGGACAUGACACAGGACAUGAUACAGGACAUGAUAGGACAUGAUACAGGACAUGAUAGGACAUGAUACAGGACAUGAUAGGACAUGAUACAGGACAUGAUACAGGUGCAGGUUCUCAGGAGAUCAGUGGUUCUGACCAAAUUUGCUGCUUGCAAGUGAUUGGGCCAGAGGUCAGCUGGUCAGAGAUUAUGAGCUCUUAUUGGCUCAGAAUGUCUGCUGCCCUAGAGACAUCUGCGGUGGAACAGGAGAACAGGAGUCACACUUGGUGCCUGGAGAACCUUGCAUAACCCGGCAGAACCUAGGAUGACCAUGCAGAAUCCUGCAGGACCUGCCUGGUAAUGUGUUCAGGAUUGGAACAGAACUGUCUCUGGUCUGUGUCCCUGUGUCCUAAUGGGAUUAUAGAGGAGAGAGUGGAUUAGCUGCUUUAGACGUCCCUGAAGAGACUCAGGAAUAGACCAGAGCCUGCAGAGGCAGCGCUACCACAGCCACUGACACAUACUGAAGCAUCAGGGACCCUCCAUGGUGAUCUGCUGGAUUUCCUGGUGAUCUGCUCGACUUCCUGGUGAUCAGCUGGACUCCAUGGUGAUCUGCUGGACUCCAUGGUGAUCUGCUGGACUUCCUGGUGAUCUGCUGGACUCCAUUGUGAUCUGCUGGACUCCAUGGUGAUCUGCUGGACUUCCUGGUGAUCUGCUGGACUCCAUGGUGAUCAGCUGGACUCCAUGGUGAUCUGCUGGACUCCAUGGUGAUCUGCUGGACUCCAUGGUGAUCUGCUGGACUCUAUGGUGAUCUGCUUAAAUCUAACAGCGGGCUAACAGCAGCAGUUAGCAGAAAGCUAAUUUGAGCUAACAGACGGAGAAAUGGACUCGGAGACAGGAAGUUCCAGGAAGGCGUGAAAAGCAGCCUGCAGGCAGAGCUCAGGGCAAACAGCACAACAGUCCUCUUCUGAACCCCCGCCCCCCCCCUUCAUGGCCUUCAGACAAACCUGAGACAUGGACGGCCAAUGGUGGGACGGUGAGGCUGCACCGAAGUCUAUGCAUCCGGUCACCUGGCAACCAUCGAAGGAUGGAGAGCGUCUGAUUGGUCGGAUCCUGCUGAACAAGAGGAUGAAGGACGGGACGAUUCCUGCAGACGCUGGAGCCCUGCUGGGACUCAAGGUUGUGGGGGGGAGGAUGAUGGAGUCUGGUCGUCUCUGUGCGUUCAUCACGAAGGUGAAGAAAGGAAGUCUGGCUGACACUGUGGGGCAGCUGAGGCCAGGUGAUCAGGUUCUGGAGUGGAACGGCCGCGUUCUGCAGGGAGCCACGUUUAACGAGGUCUACAACAUCAUCCUGGACUCACAACCCGAGCCUCAGGUCGAGCUGAUGGUGUCCCGCCCCCUCAGAGAGGUCUCCAGAGCAGACGGGUUCCCGCUGGACUCCACUUUACCUAUCAGCCCCGGCGUUGUCUCCAACCAGGUGUCUACCGGCAACAGGCGUCCUCUGGUCCCCAGGAUCCAGGUGAAGCUCUGGUACGAUAAAGUCGGCCAUCAGCUGAUCGUGACGGUUCUCGGAGCAAAAGAGCUUCCUAUCCGAGACGACAGCCGACCCAGGAACCCUUUCGUCAAGAUUUACUUCCUGCCGGACCGCAGUGAUCAGAGCUACCGCAGGACGAAGACUGUGAGGAAGUCUGUGGAGCCUCGCUGGAACCAGACCUUCAUGUUCUCCUCAGUGCAGAACAGAGACCUGAGGGAGAGGAACCUGGAGCUCACAGCCUGGGACCAGGGGGGGGGGGAGGAGCUGCUGUUGGGGGAGGUAAUCAUACAGCUGGACUCGGCUCUCCUCGAUGAUCAGCCUCACUGGUACAAACUGCAGCUGCCCAUCACCCCCCCCAUCCUGCAGAGGAGGGGUCUGCAGAGUCCUUACUAUAACUCAGGCGCUCUCAGGAUCAGUGAGUUAGAAGAGUGUGAGGAUGGCAUUGGGGUCAUCUCAGAAUACCGGCUAAGUAGACGGGACUUCCACAGCUCCACCCAAUCAGUGCCGGAGCAGGCCAUGAUGGCGUACGAUCAGAGUGCUCGCUCCGACCUAGUCCGGAUGAGGUCACGGUCUCCGAGCCAGCCCUCCCCCCUCAGCGGUAACCCUCUGUACCCCCUGUACCGGGAGGAUGCUGUGCGGCUGCUGCGCGGAUCCAGACUCAACCGGGCCUCCUCCGACGCCGGCCAGUACAGCAGCCUGGAGAGGAGAUCUCUGAGGAGGAUGUCCGGGACCUCUCUCGAUUGUCCUGGGAGAAAUUUCACGGGUCCUAACCAGUGGACAAACCAGAUGAUAAACGGGAGCUCUGAGGACUACAGUCAGGACUUCAUCCCCGACUUCCCCUACGAACCCGGCACCUACGACGAGGAGCAGCUCAGGGUGAACCUUCGAGGUGGAUCAGCCGGGGCGAGUCCAACAGGAACGCCAGUCGCCAGCCGCCGAGGGCGGCAGCUGCCCAUUGUCCCGCCCAAAGGUGCUCCGGACAGAAGUGCGUCUGUAAAUCCUUCCACUCAUCUAUUUUCAGCAGCUCCUCCUGCUCCAGUUUUAUCCACAGAAGCAGCAGCAACUGUAGCCCCUCCCCCUGCCACUCAGCAGCCACCUCCUGUUAUACGGGUCCAAGGCCCGCGUCCACUAGUACCUGCAAACCCUAACCCACCUUUUGCACCAGCACCUGUUGCUACACCUGCACCAGCACCUGUUGCUACACCUGCACCAGCACCUGUUGCUACACCUGCACCAGCACCUGUUGCUACACCUGCACCAGCACCUGUUGCUACACCUGCAUCAGCACCUGCACCUGCACCAGCACCUGUUGCUACACCUGCACCAGCACCUGUUGCUAAACCUGCACCUGCAGCAUCACCUGCACCAGUAACUGCUCCAGUCCAAGCGCUGCCUCAAACUGCACCUGUAACUACACCUGUAACUACACCUGUUGCUGCAUCUGCACUUGCUCUAGUCCAAGAUCCAGUCCAAGCCCCGCCCCCUGUAUCUGUGCCGGCCCAAGCCCUGCCCCCUGUACCUGCUACAGCCCAAUCCCCUCCGUCUGUACCUGUUUCCGCUCCAGUGGCUGCUGAGGCCUUGCCCCCAGCUGCUGCCCCGACCACGGUCCAAUCACUCCCUUCUCCUGAAGCAGCUCCAGCCCCUGCACCUGAACCGGCCCCUCAGAAUCCAGAGCCCGACAGACGCCCAACCACACCUGGAGGAACCAAAAAAGAGGUGAAGUGGGAGGACCUGCAGAAAAAAGCAGCCAAUGGUGUGAUGAAGGAUCCUCUGAAGCUGAACGACAGUCUGUCCAGUGACAUCAGCGACGUGUUGGCCAUGUCCAGGAUCAGUCCAUCAGUAGAGUCGGAAGCGGGGUCAGAGGGAACACAGGAAGUAGCGGGGGCCUCGGAGGGCGCGGCCUUACUGAAGAAGAGCGAAUCAGUGGAAGAGACGGAAGAUGAGGAGAACUGGAACCUCCGAACUUUGUUUCCCCCCCUGCAGGGCCUGCAGCCCCUCCUGUGAAGGCGCCAGGUGCCGGGGGGGAGGUCUGUUCGCUCGGAGGAACGACGACGAUGACGAUGACAAAAGAAACGCUCGGGCUUCGGAGCGAAGAUGAUGGGGCUGGUGGGGCUGGGCAAGAAGAGCCAGAACACCCAGAUCAACCCCGAGGAGGAAGAGAAGAAGAAGAAGGUGAUCAGACUUCCUGGUCCAGAGGAGCGUAGAAACCGGCCUCGCAGUCGAUUUCAAAGCUCGCUUCACCCGCCAGCCGAGCCGUGACCCCGACGCCGAGGACCCGAAGCCCGGAGCGCUGAUCUUCCCGGGCGUUAAGCUGGCGACGGAUAAACACUUCACUGGUUUCCUGGAGAACCUCGGUCCUGCCCAGCUGGCCGGGAGGCAGACGCUGGCCACGCCCGCCAUGGGUGAUAUUCAGAUCGGGAUGGUGUACAGGAAGGAGCGUCUGGACGUGGAGGUGAUCCGAGCCCGCGGCCUCGUGGGUAAACAGGGCAACAAGAAUACACCAGCCCCCUAUGUGAAGGUUUACA
Eleginops maclovinus (Patagonian blennie) is the source of this 4204-nucleotide messenger RNA. Its product is annotated as regulating synaptic membrane exocytosis protein 2-like. Lineage: Eukaryota; Metazoa; Chordata; Actinopteri; Perciformes; Eleginopidae. The transcript is spliced from 30 exons. The coding region runs from base 1161 to 3683 and encodes 840 amino acids. Gene Ontology annotation, biological process: calcium ion-regulated exocytosis of neurotransmitter; regulation of membrane potential; positive regulation of synaptic transmission. Gene Ontology annotation, cellular component: cytoskeleton of presynaptic active zone; presynaptic membrane. The record is from RefSeq and is a predicted model, not a curated record. Gene Ontology annotation, molecular function: small GTPase binding; transmembrane transporter binding.